This is a messenger RNA of Rotaria sordida, 4833 nucleotides long. Lineage: Eukaryota; Metazoa; Rotifera; Eurotatoria; Philodinida; Philodinidae. The record is from the annotation of a GenBank genome assembly.
AUGGCUCGAAAACGAUCUGAUAAUAAAAAAUGGAAAUCAAGACCAUCGCAGAAGAAAACUCAAGCUAAUAGAAACCGUAAACCGUCAAAAAUCCGUAAAAAUAACGCAAAAUUAUCUAGUGCAACGAAACCGUCUCGACAGAAAAGAAAAGCAAAAAGUAGUCAAGAAGUUUCUUCAAUUUCAUUAGUACAUCUUAAUGAAAACAUAACUGAAGAAGUUUUUGAUACACAAAUACAUAAUUUUCUCAGUGAAAGAUAUUUAUCUGAAAUUCGACAACCGUGGUAUUCUUGUAAAUGUUGUACUUGCGAACAUCCAUUAUGUAACAUGCGAACAGCAAAGAAAGAACAUGAAAAAUAUCAUGAUUGUUUUGUUGGUGAUACAAUUUGUUCAUUUUGUUAUGAUUUUAUUCCAAAAGAUGAUAUACCUUUAUGUCCACAUUCUCGUUUUCGAAAUAUGAUGGAAAUUCCCGUAACACCAAUGUGUUUAAAAUUAGGCUUUCUCGAACAGAGAGCUAUAGCACUUAUGCAUUGUUAUAUUAGUAUAUUAAUCAUUCGUGGUCAUCAAUCAGCAAUGAAAGGACAAGUAGUACAUUGUCAAGUUGAUGUUGCUGAUAAUAUAGGCGAUCUUUUACCAUUGCCAAAAUGCUAUGAAUUUAUGGCAGUUAUUCAACAGAAACCGAUGAAUGAAAAUGGUGAAAUAAAAUCAACAGUUAGAUAUUCUGUUAGUGCCAUUCAAAUUCUUCGUGCCAUUCAAUAUCUUAUCCAACAUCACAUCGGAUAUAUGAACAAACAAGUUCUUUCUUUAGAAAAAAUUGAAGAGAUGUUUCAAUGUCGUAAAGAAAAUAUUGCUCCGAUUCGAAUUAUUGAUUCAUAUGCCUAUAAUAAUUCUACAACAUCUGCUCCGAUUAUUCUUGAUGUUGAUGAAGCUGUUUUUGGUCCUAGUCGUACUCUCAAACCAGGUGAAGAUCCUAUUUGGACAAUUCAGCCUGGAAUGGAAGAGUGUACUUUUCCAUGGAUUUAUCCAACUGGCGAAGGAGGAGAACUUGAUGCUAAACGACCUAUUCCACUCAAACUUCGUGAUUAUUCUAUUGGAAAAGCUGUACGAGGUACAGCUGCAUUCUGGUCGAUCCCUAGAAAAAUUCUACGUUCAAUGUAUGCAACAUUAUCCAAACCUAAUAUUUUUUUGGGUAUCAACUUACAAGAUGAUGUAGAAUUUUUGACUCAUAUUGAUCCAAGUCGAUUUGGUAAUGUAAAUAAUCCAAACUAUGAUGCGAUUGACUCUUUAGCUGAUGAUGAUUAUUUGCAACUUGUUAACGAAAAUAGUGCACUAGUAGCACGAAUGUGUCAUCGCCAAAUGCUUGCAUUUGAAAAAUUUAUUAGUGAUAAGAAGCAUCCUUUUUCCAUUGAUUAUAUCGUUACAAAUUAUUUCUUCAAAAUUGAAUUCCAACGUGGUGGUCUUCCUCAUCUUCAUACGUUACUUUGGCUUGAUAACUUUCCUUCUAUUGAUACAUUAGAAGGACGAAAAAGUGUUAUUGAAUUUAUCGAUAAAUUUCUGACUACAUGCUUACCAGAUAAACAAAUAGAUCCCGAAGGUAGUAGUAAAGUUCGUAUACGUCGAGGACGCAAAUUUAAAGAUGAAGAAACACGAAAUAGUAUCAAAGAAUCUCAAAUAAAAGAUAUUAAUAAAAAUUAUUUACAUGAAAAUGAAAUAUAUGAACAAGUUGAUCCAAAUGAUGAUCCUGAUCUUUUACAAUUAGCAAAAGAAAAAAAGGAAUUUUUUGAACGGUUGGGAUGUCGUUUUGGAAGCCCUUUUGAAUUGGCUAAUGAAACACAUUUUCGAACAUACAAAGAAGCUCGCAUAUUGACAAGGGGUGAUCGAGAUAUUAUUGUAAAAAGAUUAAGUGAAGAAUCUAGACGAAUAAUUCCCUACAACCUACACUUUUUGAAAACAUUUCGUUGCAAUCAUGAUAUUCAAGUUAUUACCGAUCCAUGGGCAUCGGCAGAAUAUUUAUUUUCUUAUGUAUCAAAAGAUGCCCAUAUGGAAAAAAAUUUAGUGUAUCAAAUGUCAAAUUGUACUUGUUCGAGCCUUACGGAAGCCAAAGCUGUUCUUCUAAAAACAGGUAAUGCAAUACUGUCUCAUCGCCAAGUUGGUAAAGUUGAAGCAUCAUGGGCAGUACUAGGCAUUCCUUUGUAUCAUUCAUCAAUGAGAUGUAAAAGUUUAUAUAUUUCUUUACCAUGGGAAGAAGAAAGAAUACUCAAACGUGGACGAACUCAGAUCAGUAGUGUAGAUGACUUUGUUGAGUCACUUACGCAUAGAUAUGUGAAACGACCAUUUACUCCUUCUGUAAUUGAUCACAUGACUCUGUUUGAAUUCUUAACUUGGUUUGAUUGUGAUCGAUCUUCUUCAAUGGAAUUACAAGAAAUAUUACAAGAACCACUCGUUGAAAAUCCUCUUUGGCGUACUGAAUUUAAUCAACCACCAUUACUUAAAACUUCGACUUUUCUUCCUCGGAUCAUUUUAUCAUCUGGUUCAGUAUUGAUUCAACACAAAGAACCAGCAUGUAUUAGUUUUACUUGUCGUUAUGAUGAUUCGAUGUUGGCUAUGUAUUCAAUGCUUUCUAUUGGAAUACCAUAUCGAGACCCAAUUGAAGAAUUUCUGGGUGGUAAAUUAGAAAAUGAUUUAAACACUAUCCAUCAAUUAUUGCUGAAAAGUAAACGUGAUAUAUUACAACGAUUUUCUAUAUUACCUGGAGCCUACAAAAUACAAAUGAUCAAUGCAGUUGAACAUUUAUGUGACUUAAAUGCUCAUGAUUUUGUUAUUAAACCAAGAACAUCAUUUAUAUUUACAACUGAAGAUGAAGAAGACGUAGACAAUGAAACAAUCAACAAUAUAGAACAAACGAAUGAUAGUAACAUUACCAACAAUAUUAAAGAUUCCUAUAAACGUGCUUUCUCUGAAAACAUUGAUGAAGAUAACGAAGAACUCUUGCAUGGCAAUAAAGAUAUGACAAUCGAUUGCCCUUCCAGUCGUACUGAAGAGUUGUUAUUAUCAGCCAAUACACAACAGCUUUUUUUGGCAAAUUUUUUCAGACAAUAUCUUGUAGCAUUGCUGCGAUAUGAAGAUAGUCGAUAUCGCUCUCAACAAAUCUCAAAACCGUUACCUUUUCAUAUAAUUGUUAAUGGUUUGGCUGGCUCUGGAAAAUCCUAUGUUAUCUCUAUUAUUGAACAGAUGUUAACCGAUUUUUGUAUUAGUGAAUCAGCUACUCGAAAUCGUCCACGUAGAGCAAAAGGAUUACUUAAAAUGGCUCAUACUGGUAAAGCUGCUUUAAAUAUUCAUGGUUGGACUAUCCAUACUGCUCUAGGCAUGCGUCCCGACAACACAUCUACACCGCAUCAUGCUCCAUCCUUUAAAAUACAUUCGAUUCGAAAAAGACUUGGUGAUUUAAUAUUAAUAAUCAUCGAUGAAAUUUCACUCGUCUCCUACAAUCUAUUUCAAAAAGUAAACAAGCGACUAAACCAAAUAUUUGAAGUAGCCAACAAAAGUGACGUCUAUUUUGGAAACAUUCCUGUUGUAUUAUUUGGCGAUUUAGCACAAUGUGAACCGGUUGCUGCCAAACAAAUUUUUUGGCGCCCUUCUGGUGAAACUUUCUCACUUUGGUCUGAUUUAUUUAGACCAAUCAACUUCAAUAUCAAUAUGCGACAAGGUGAAGAUAGAGAGUUCUUCGAUAUUCUCUGUCGAAUGAGAUUAGGUAUACCAUUCUUUACUGCUAGCAUACCUGAUAGUAAAAUCUUUUCAGGUGAAUACAAUGAAGAGGAUGAAAUGAAGAUAAAAAGUAGAAGUAUUCGAAAAGAAGAUAACCCACUAUACUACAAAGAAAGAUUAGCAGAAUUACAGUCAACAGCAUUUGAAAAUGCCAUAUAUGCAUUCAGUGUAAGAACCAAAACAAAUGACAGAAAUUCUAUAAAACUUCGACAAACAGCAAUGAAACGAAAAACUCCAAUAUGGAUUAUUCAAUCCAUUGACAAAGUUGGCAUGGCUCGAUCAUUAUUUUUUAGUCCAGUACAAGCAAGUAAAAAAGGAUGCAAAAUCGAUUUAAAACCUUCUGAUGACGAAAACGAGUGUGCAUCUAUGUUUGAGCAAUUACCUAUAUGUAUUGGUGCACGUGUAAUAUGUCGACGUAACAUUGAUUUUGAUGGAGAAAUGGUUAACGGAACUGAAGCAAUCAUAAAAGAUGUAGUAUGGGAUAAAGACGAUGAUAUUAUCUUACCAAUGUCAAAUCGAUGUGUUUUUCCAAAUUUAAACCGAGCAUUAACUGUGAAAUUACCAAAAUAUAUUGAACUCGAAUUAGAUAAUGGUUCUAUAUAUAAAAUGACUGCAGAAGAAGUUAGUUUCAAAGAUCAAAAUGGAAUAUGGAUGACAAGAAAACAAUAUCCACUCAGUUUAGGCUAUGCAAUAACAGUUCACCGAUCCCAAUGCAUGACUUAUAAUAAGCUAGUUGUCGAUUUAACUGGUAUAAACUGGAAACCUGCAUUUCUCAUUCAACAAGACUAUCAUUAUUAUUGUCUUCGUAGUUUUCGAUCUAGUAAAGAUUAUUUCUUUAAAAUUGAUUCUAAACAUUCAACGUACCAUGAACCUAUUCGUCGUGAACGGUUAUUCGAAUAUCUUGCAGAACUUGUUGACUCAAAUUGCGCUAUCUUUAUCAUCAUGCAAGAUAGAAUACAAAAUAUUAAUCAACAAAUUACUAUUGAUAAUAUUCAAAAAGCAUUAUGGCCUUUACCAGAUGCUCCUGCUGAUUUUGAACUUUUGCUCGGACUUAAUCAAUUAGAUAUAUGA